AUGGAAGAAAAUGUACUAUUUGAAAAAUAUUAUUCUGAAUUAAAUUCACUGAGAUUUCAUUUUGAUGUAUUAGAUUCAACACAAUUAUAUUGCAAGAGAAAUAUGCAAUUAUUUAUUGAAACUGGUAAGUUGAAGGAAGACAAUAUGAUUAUUGUUAGUUGUAACUCUCAAACAAAUGGAAUAGGAACAAGAGAUACAAAAAAAAAUAUCAAUAGACUUUGGUUAUCUAAAGAGGGAAAUAUAUUUACAACAUUUGUUUUCUUAUGGAAUAAAGAUGAUUUAAAUAAAGUCAGUUGUUUAGCACAAACAUCUACUGUAGCAAUUAGUAAAACAUUAGAACAUUUUCAUUUAAUGACUCAAAUUAAGUGGAUAAAUGAUGUUUUAAUUAAUUAUAAAAAGGUAUCAGGUUGUCUUGUUAAUUUGUAUCAUUUUGAUGAUGACAUCUUAUCAAAAAAAUAUGUUUGUAUAAUGGUUGGUGUUGGUAUCAAUGUAAACUUGAGAGAUGAUAAAAAUAUAUUAAAUAAUAAUUAUACAUCAAUUAAAAAAGAAUUAGAACAUUAUUUUGACGCCCCCAGUUGUAUACCAUCUGUUGAAGAUAUUAUGCAAAAAUUAAUAGAAAAUUUCCAUGCAUGUAUUCACAAAUUGCAGAAUGAAGGAUUUUCUACAUUUUUAGAAUAUAUAAAAAUGCGCCUUUUAUAUAAUGAAAAAAAAGUUUUAAUAGACCAAGAUAAUAGACAAAUAGUUGGAUACCUAAAAGGAUUACUUGAUGAUGGUUCCAUCUUACUAUUAAAUGAAAAAAAUCAAAUUAUUAACGUAAAUAAUGGGCAUUUAUAUCUUAAUGAAAGUAGUUAA
Plasmodium relictum is the source of this 852-nucleotide messenger RNA. Its product is annotated as biotin--acetyl-CoA-carboxylase, putative. Gene Ontology annotation, cellular component: cytoplasm. The coding region runs from base 1 to 852 and encodes 283 amino acids. NCBI's taxonomy places the organism in Eukaryota, Apicomplexa, Aconoidasida, Haemosporida, Plasmodiidae. The record is from RefSeq and is a predicted model, not a curated record. Gene Ontology annotation, biological process: protein modification process. The transcript has a single exon. Gene Ontology annotation, molecular function: biotin--[biotin carboxyl-carrier protein] ligase activity.